UCAACCUCUCGACAGCGAGAGCGAGUAGUUUCGCUGUAAUUUAGCCGGCGUCCACGUUUACAGAGUGAUUGUGUUAUUUUUUAGUAUUUCUUUUGUUAAUUUAUAUUUUAUUGUGUUUUGAUCAGAGGAAACUAAUGAUAAUGCAAAUGCCGAGAAACGUUUGGUGUUGCGGAGGAAAUCUACGUCUGAAAUGUUUCAUCAUCGGAUACUUAAAUCUUUUCGCCAGUAUCAUUGACAUCGGGUGUCAUGUGAUGAUUGUGGCCAUUGUCACAAACGGGUUUCAAUGUGAUGUUGACAGAGAAAGUCUCCGAUCCAUUGACUGGCCCUGGCUGGAACCAUUCUUACUGAUCAUCAACCUUGGUACUCAUGGCUUUUACCCGUUCCCUCUUGUGCUGCCGUCAUACAACAGUAUUCACAUUGACUACAUUCCUAUUCCUUCGCAACCAAGAUGCUAUCCUGGGAUGCUGCAUCUCUACUUGAUAGAUAUCCUAAACUUCUUAAUCAAUGUGAUCUGGCUCAAAUUUGUCGUGGCCUUUGUAUCCGCAGUUCAUAAGAAAGAUCCGGAACCUAUGCGCAUGUUCUUUGGCCUGUCCAUGGUGAAACUUGUACUGCAGAUUUUGUACUUCUUCUCACAGCCAAACAUUUAUAAUUAUGCAGUGGAAGCAUACUGGUUUAUAAGUCUCAUGGAUGCUUGUAUUGCGACAAUCUUCCUGAUGAUCAUCCAUGGGUACGUAGUUCAACUGCGCAAUGAAAAGUCUCAGACGAAGAUCGAGCAGCCUCCCUCUUACAUAGAAUGCCUGAUCAACGGACCCCUGACACGAGUUGAUGAGAAAAAGGAAUCUGUUCUUGUUAUCGAAGAAAAAAAGUCUGAACCACCAGCUGAAGUUGAACAAAGAGAACGAUGUUGAUCUGAUAUUUAUUGAAGUAAUUUGAUUAUCAAAGUAUAGUUAUAACAUACAAACAUGCUUAAUAUAUAUAUAUUUUUUAAUUUCACGGUCACUAUGAACUCAUUUGAUUGUACGGAACUUACCGCGAUUAUUAUUUUUACACUGGUGGCACAUGGUAGCGGGCGAACCAUCACGUGUGUCGCGUAGAAUCAAAAAUAUACAUGUAAAAUUAUUUAAAAUAAAAAUUUCAGUAUAUUUUUCAAUAUAUACAGUUAGUUAUAUUAUCUGUUAUACGUUCUUUUUUUUAAUUUAAAACGAAAUAUCCCUAAUCUCGAAUUUAUAUCGGCAUAUGAUUACACAUUAUAGAAUAACCAGGUAUGUUUAUUAUAAUUUUAAUCGGCGUAUUUAAAUAAAGUAUUAAUAAAUAAA
This is a messenger RNA of Melitaea cinxia (Glanville fritillary), 1316 nucleotides long. RefSeq lists its product as uncharacterized. Bases 135 to 908 code for a protein of 257 amino acids. NCBI's taxonomy places the organism in Eukaryota, Metazoa, Arthropoda, Insecta, Lepidoptera, Nymphalidae. The record is from RefSeq and is a predicted model, not a curated record. The transcript is spliced from 6 exons.